Musca domestica (house fly) is the source of this 1175-nucleotide messenger RNA. Its product is annotated as carboxypeptidase B-like. Gene Ontology annotation, biological process: proteolysis. The coding region runs from base 1 to 858 and encodes 285 amino acids. Lineage: Eukaryota; Metazoa; Arthropoda; Insecta; Diptera; Muscidae. The transcript is spliced from 2 exons. Gene Ontology annotation, molecular function: zinc ion binding; metallocarboxypeptidase activity. The record is from RefSeq and is a predicted model, not a curated record.
AUGCUAUUUCAUUGGUCUCACAUCCAAAUUUUGUUCCGAAAAACUAAUUCAUUCAUACCCCCUCCUCCCCUCCCUCUCUUAUAUUUUUUCAGAGUCACAACAAACAUAACGGAAAACAAACGCAUUUGGAUUGAUGGUGGAACUCAUGCCCGUGAAUGGAUAUCCCCAGCCACUGUCACCUUCAUAAUGAAUCGCCUAAUGUCAAAGUGGACAACUCAGCCGGAUUAUAUAAAAAAUAUAACAUGGUACUUUAUGCCAAUGGUUAAUCCUGAUGGUUAUGUUUAUAGUCGUCGCAAAGAUCGUCUAUGGCGUAAGAAUCGUUCGUACACUAAAAAUCCCCGGUGUCGUGGUGUCGAUAUUAAUCGUAAUUUCAAUGUUGGCUGGAAUACAGUGGGUGCUUCGCGAAAUCCCUGCCACUAUACGUAUCAAGGACCGCGGCCACAUUCGGAAAAUGAAACGAGAGCAAUUGCAAAAUUUCUAAAAAGUAUACAACCAAAAUUGGAGGCUUUGUUAACGUAUCACAGCUAUGGCCAGGCAUUUGUAUAUCCCUAUGCAUAUCGUCCAUUGAAAUCGAAACACUAUAAGACAUUGGAGCGGGUGGGUCAUCAGGCGGCUGAUAUUAUUAGGAAUACAACGGGGCAAGAAUAUAAAGUAGGUGUUACCUAUAAGACAUUGCCACCGUCUGGAGGCGGUACAGAUGAUUGGGCCGCUGGCAAAUUGGAUACUAAAUAUGUUUACACAGUGGAAUUGAGAGAUCGUGGUCGUUUUGGAUUUGUACUGCCACCCAGACAAAUUGCUGCUACCGCUCUGGAAGGUUAUACACUGGCCUUGGAGGUGGCCAAAGAUAUUGUCAAGUAGCGUGGCAAAUGAUUUGCUAUUUUUUUUUUUUUUGUCGAAUUUAUGAGCAUUUAUCUGAAGGGAACUUAUUUUAGGUUUUACUUAUUUAUGCACAUUUUGAAUGUACUUAUUUAUUUACUUAUUUAUGAAUUUAUUUAUUUUUCUAGCUAUUUAUUUAUUAAACUAAUUAUUUCUUGAUCUAUUUAUUUAUUUAUUAGUUUAUUUAUAUAUUGCCUAUUUAUUUAUUGAAUUAUUUAAGAAGGCUUUUUUGCAGGGACUAAAAGUACGAAACAUAAAAUGUGACUAUGAUUAAAUCAUAAAAAACCAUAUUAAAAUAC